This is a messenger RNA of Owenia fusiformis, 1845 nucleotides long. NCBI's taxonomy places the organism in Eukaryota, Metazoa, Annelida, Polychaeta, Sabellida, Oweniidae. The record is from the annotation of a GenBank genome assembly.
CUCAUCAUCCGGUUCCAGUUCCGGGUUUUGAAAUGUUUGUAUUUGUAAACAUUUUAGGAUUUUUCUUGGGUUUAGCGUUGAUUUUAAGCGUAGUAUUAAUUGUAUAUUGUAGCUACAUAUAUACAUCGUCUCAAAUACAAUCAUGUUCCGACACCGCCGAUACACAGCUUCAUACUUGGUCACAUUCCAUUUAUGAUGAGACAUUACAAAAAUGGUGGCACAUAUCCUGAAUUUAUACUGAAAUGGGUGGAAGAGUAUGGACCCGUCUUAGUAUGUCAUGUCAUGCACAAAACCAUGGUGUUUACUGUUGACCAAGAAGCAGUUAAGGAACUGCUUGUCAAUGGGAAUCACCCGAAAUCUGAAUUUGUGUAUGGUCGGUUAUCAAAUCUUUUCGGAAACAGAUUUGUUGGUAAGGGGUUACUUACAGAAACUGACCAUGCUGUGUGGUCGGAAAGAAGGUCACUCUACAAUGCUGCUUUUCACAGGGGGUAUUUGAUGCAUUUAAUGCCAGUGUUCAACACAACAUCAGAUGUUCUUGUUGAAAAACUAAAGAGUGUUGCCGAUACAGGGAAUGUCAUCUCCAUGGCUUCGGAACUCUCCAAGGCAACACUCGAUAUCAUAGGCAAGGUUGCAUUUGACCUUGACAUCAACAGUCUUAGAGAUCUGAAACAGCCUUUCCCAAAAGCCAUGUUCACAGUUCUCACAGGGUUUGAUACAAAAGUUAAAAAUCUCUUUUCAGAGUAUAACCCUAAAUUCUGGGCAGCUGGUCUCGAAAUAGGUAGUGCUAUAAAGUUGUUACGCCAAUCAGCCAAAGAUUCACUUGACCACCGUACAGAGAUGUUGCGUAAUGAUGAGCCAGUUCCUAAUGAUAUCCUAACACAUAUGGCAAAAAUGGCAGAUAUGAUGCCUGCGCUUCACAAGGAGAAACUCAUAGACGACUAUGUUACAUUCUUUCUAGCAGGCCAUGACACAACAGCAAAUCUGAUGAGUUUCUUUUUGAUUGAGUUAGGACGUCAUCCUGAUAUUGCAGAUAAGUUAUACGCAGAAAUUGAUGACAUGGUUGGUAAAAAGGAGAGCAUCACAUAUACAGAAUUAAACCAACUUGAAUACCUCAAUAUGUGUUUGAAAGAAACACUACGUCUUUAUCCACCUGCAGCUGUAACAUUCAGGGAUACCAGAGAUGAAAUAAAGAUAUGCGGAUAUGACAUACCAAAAGGCACAAUUUGUGCAGUGAGUCCUUUUGCCUCUGCAAGACUUGAAGAAAACUUUCCUGAUCCACUGGACUUCAAUCCAGAAAGAUUUAGGCCAACUGCUCAAUUUAGACCAAAGAUCUAUGGUUACUUUCCCUUCUCAAUUGGCCCCAGAACAUGUAUAGGACAAACAUUUGCUCAGAUUGAAGCUAAGGUUGUGCUAGUGAAACUCUUACAAAACUUCACAUUCCAACUGGACUCUUCGCAAAAUUUUGGAUUGGCUGAGAGUACCACCCUCAAACCUCGGGGAGGGGCGAUGUGUAGUGUCAUACUUCGGUAGUCUACUACUCAGGCACAGUUGAAUCAGUUUGCCCUGAAUUCUACAAAUACUUAAUUUUGUUAUGAUUCUAAGUAUUUUUCCAUUUUGGUAAUGGAUCCCAAGAUGAGACUUUUCAGAUAUUUUUUAAUCAUAAUUUUUUCAUAAGUAGGCCUAAGGACUUACUUUGCAGCAAUACGAAUACAAUGCAGUAUAGUUACUAUUAAUAAUUAGUCAUUUUUGUGCCAUGACAUUGUUGUAUUUUAUAUUUUUAUAUUUCAUAUAGCUAAUUUUUAAUUGUCUGUAUUCUAUACCUGCAUCCUCCGAACGCAGGGUUCC